Molecule: messenger RNA, 485 nt
Organism: Ceraceosorus bombacis
Lineage: Eukaryota; Fungi; Basidiomycota; Exobasidiomycetes; Ceraceosorales; Ceraceosoraceae
Source: the annotation of a GenBank genome assembly
AUGCGGCCAGACGUGGAAAGAGGUGGGCGCGUACGUGGCAGCUUGACUCCGCCCUGUGUCGGUGUGAGUGCGCGCGCAGCCGCAGAUAGCAGGUUUGGCGCACGCAGUCUUUUGCCUCGCUCGGGAGAGUGGAUGCGAUGGCAAUCAUCGCAUAGGCUCAUGAAAUCAGGCGCGCAAAGUGAUCAAGGUGACCACUGUGGGAAUGUUUCUCCCUCCAUCGCACAAGUCUUUCUCUUGUUCAUUCUGACUCGAUCCAGAUAGAAAUGGAAUGGAACGAUCUCGUGCCACCCUCACAGUCUUGCCAUUGCGUCUCACCUCGCGCGUAGAUUGCGACGAAGGAAUUGUCACCCCUCAUCGACUGCAACGCAAGCGCUCCUAAGCUAACGUCUGCGCCACCUGCACGUCGCUCGGCAGCCCGCUACAGCUCUUGGGAGGAUGGUCGCCAGCUCUUGCUUUCCAACCUCAUCUUUUUCUAUCAGCAGUAG